Messenger RNA from Paramecium tetraurelia, 1749 nucleotides. RefSeq lists its product as uncharacterized. Gene Ontology annotation, molecular function: tubulin binding; tubulin-glutamic acid ligase activity. NCBI's taxonomy places the organism in Eukaryota, Ciliophora, Oligohymenophorea, Peniculida, Parameciidae. Gene Ontology annotation, biological process: protein polyglutamylation; microtubule cytoskeleton organization. The record is from RefSeq and is a predicted model, not a curated record. Gene Ontology annotation, cellular component: cilium. The transcript is spliced from 5 exons.
AUGAUUGUAAAUAUAAUCACAUUGUUAGUUUCUUCGCUAUCAUUAACAUUCAUAGGUUUAUUGUACACAGAAAUAGUCAGUUAUAAAUAACAAAAGGAUGUUGAAAUAUUUAUUGGCUUCUUGAAUAAGUUUAUAGCAUAAAAUUAUUAUAAUUCCCAAUCAUUUGAUAGAUAAUUCAAUUCACUUCUUGUGUAACCUCAACAUGAUUAUUGCAUUCAAUCAGACUCAUAUAAAUAUUAUCAUCCAGAUGCCAUUAUGAAGGACACUUACACAUUUCGCGAGUCAUCGGGUCUUAUAAAGUAGGCACUUCAGCAACACUAUUUCGACAUAUUGCCAAAUGUGACACUUUACAAAAGAAACAAAGAGAUACCUCAUAAAUAUAAAUUUCCUUUAUAACUAACUUUGCCAUAGACUUAUUAUGAUUAAUUGCUAUUCUCCUUUAAAGUGGGACAGAGUUCAUUAUGUCUGUUCCAAAAUUAUAACCAUCUCCCUCAAAGAUCCUCCUUAUCCCACAAAAAUCAAUUAAUGACCAAUCAACUCAAUUAUUUAAAUGAUAUUAAAAAUAAAGGCUUGGAUGAAGAUUGUUUAAACAAUGCCACUUUUCUUCCUAAAACUUACAGACUUUUUGAAGAGUCUGAAUGCAAGCAAUUUUUCAAUUAUUUGAAUUCAACAGAGUAUCAAGAUAAAGUGAAAAUAGAAGGUCCUUAAUUUAUUGUAAAGAUGGGAUUAGAGGUUCAUAGAGGAAGAGGCAUUACAAUGAUGUUUCCUUAAGAAACUGAGGAGUUGAAGGACAAAUUUCAGAAUGGUUAGGUUUGUGGAUAAAUUAAAACUUAUAGAGUCGCCUAACAAUAUAUAGGAAAUCCUUAAUUAUUUAAGGGACAUAAAAUAGAAUUUAGAGUUUAUUGGAUUAUAGCAUCCACGAAUCCCUUGAUUGCAUAUGCAUAUGAUAAAACACUUAUAAGAAGAUGUAUUUAUCCAUAUGAUAAAUUCUCAACGCUCAAAGGAGCUCACGUUUGUAACACAGCAAUAGUUAAGAAGACUUUGUAAUCUAUGAUAAACGAAUCUCAAGAAUAGGAUGAGAAUGAUGAUGAUGACAAUGAUGAAGCUACUACUAUGAACAACAACAAAUCUGAGAAUAUCAAUGCGAAUGGUACAGUUAACAAUUCCAAUUCUGAAGAUCUUUAUAUUGAUUGGAAACUUGAUUACCUACAAGAACUAUUGCUGAAUCAGAGUAAAAUCAAAAAUAGAAAAUGGUUAAAAAAGGAAUUGUUACCUUAAAUUGAUAGAAUGAUUAUUCAUGCUAUCAGAAGCACACAAUAGACAUUUGCCAAAGAUAGCAAAUUAGGGGAGUUCUUUGCUGCUGACUUCAUUUUGACAGAUGAUCUUAAACUCUACAUAAUGGAGAUCAAUUACAAUCCAUAGACUCUCAAGACUACCGAGGCAAGACUGAAACAACAUACAAAAAUGGUCUAAGACAUGGUUGAAAUAUCCAAUGCCUAUUUGAGAAGUAGAUAUAUAAGAUUUAGAAAGAUCAUUGAUAAGGUCGUAGAGAAAUUAUCGAAAGGGAAAUCAAGAUUACAGGAUUUAGUAAAUCCGAAAAUGGGCUAGGAGAUUCAUUAAGCGUAUUAUAGCAGACUGGAACCAAACAUCAAGAUUAGUUCAACAAAUCUCUUUAGGUUGAUUCUGGAUGAUGGUCUAGAAGGAACAUCUAAAUACAAAGACCUAUUAUAAGAAAAAUGUCUGAAAUGA